Temnothorax curvispinosus is the source of this 954-nucleotide messenger RNA. RefSeq names its product DNA-directed RNA polymerase III subunit RPC8 (gene Polr3H). Bases 249 to 854 code for a protein of 201 amino acids. The transcript is spliced from 5 exons. Gene Ontology annotation, molecular function: DNA binding; DNA-directed RNA polymerase activity. Gene Ontology annotation, cellular component: RNA polymerase III complex. Gene Ontology annotation, biological process: transcription initiation at RNA polymerase III promoter; DNA-templated transcription. The record is from RefSeq and is a predicted model, not a curated record. Lineage: Eukaryota; Metazoa; Arthropoda; Insecta; Hymenoptera; Formicidae.
CAUAUUGCCGCAUGGCGCAUAGCAAUUAGCGUUGAUUGGAGGUUGGAGCAGAACAUUUUAUCGCGUGCAUCUUUGCGCAUUUGUACAUUUUAUAUAUGUAUAUUAAUAAAAAUAGAAGAAAUACGGAAUGUUUAAGACAAAAGCAUUUCUCUGAUAAUAUUUUCUUGACAAUACCUUGCGUAUUAGUAGAAUAGAAGUAUAUAUCAAAUUUUGAUUAUAUAUAUAUCUUUGAUAGUGAUAAAACAAAAAUGUUUGUGCUGGCGGAGUUGAAAGAUACUGUUAGGAUACCACCAAGUAGAUUUCAAUACAAAUUGAAUGACGUCGUUACUGACGAGUUAAAUAGGAAACUCGCUAAUAAAGUGUACAAGGAUGUAGGUCUGUGCAUCACGUUGCACGAUAUUACCAAAAUCGAAGAGUCAUACAUUUUUCCAGGAGACGGAGCUUCUCACACAAAAGUGACAUUUAGAUUUAUUGUGUUUCGCCCGUGGAUAGAAGAAAUAUUAGUAGGAAAGAUUCGUAGCUGCAGUCCUGAAGUUACAUUAGGAUUUUUUGAAGAUAUAGUCAUACCACCUCACAAGUUACAACACCCGUCACAUUUUGACCAAAUGGAACAAGCAUGGGUUUGGAUAUACAAGGAAAAGGGAGAAACGCAUAAUCUGUUUAUGGAUGCUGGAGAAGUUAUCCGAUUCAGGGUAGUGAAGGAAAUCUUUACGGAAGCACCUUUAUCAUCGGCACCUAAUGCACCUCGCGACAUAAGUGAGAAGCCAGAAGCCAAUAACGUUGCGCCAUAUACCUUACACGGAUCAAUUGACGAACCUGGUUUGGGUUUAGUUACCUGGUGGCUAAAAGAAUAAUUUAUCACAUAUAUUACAAUUCAUUUUAAGCAAACUAGAUUGUGUGAUUAAAAUACAAAAAAAAACUGGUCAAUAAAUUUUUAUUUUUUAUUUCACAGCA